Messenger RNA from Cinclus cinclus, 2592 nucleotides. RefSeq names its product prominin 1 (gene PROM1). Gene Ontology annotation, molecular function: cholesterol binding. The transcript has 26 exons. Bases 1 to 2592 code for a protein of 863 amino acids. The record is from RefSeq and is a predicted model, not a curated record. Gene Ontology annotation, cellular component: prominosome; cell surface; microvillus. NCBI's taxonomy places the organism in Eukaryota, Metazoa, Chordata, Aves, Passeriformes, Cinclidae.
AUGGCUGUGGAACUCUGUUUGCUGUUGCUGCUGUUCUGUGGAAGUACUAUUUCAGAGGUACAGCCUAUAUACAAACCACCUCCUGGAACUCUGGAUUUUGGAUUUGUACCAGCCAAGACGUAUGAUACAGGUGCAUACCACGAACCUGGGGCAAUAGGAGUUUUGUUUAAAAUAGUACAUGCGUUCCUGUACUUAGUGCAGCCAAAUACUUUUCCUCAAGAUCUCAUCAGAAAACUAGCACAGCAGCAGUUUGGAAAUACACAGGGCGAUUAUCAAAAGCCAGAAAAUGUUGUCCUGACUCUUCAGGCCAUCUACUAUGAAAUCGGUUUUAUAGUCUCCGCAGCCUUGGGAUUGCUAUUUAUUUUGUUACUGCCUCUUGUGGGACUUUGCUUCUGUAUGUGUCGUUGCUGUGACAACUGUGGUGGGGAAAUGCAUCAAAGACAGAAGAAAAAUGCUGACUGUCAGAGGAGCUGUUUUGCAACAUUUCUUUUUGUUGCAUCUUUAAUAAUAAGCGUUGGAGUGCUCUGUGCAUAUGCUGCCAACCAGCAUUUAACUAACCAAGUCCGAGGAGCAAAGAAACUGGUUAACAGUAAUUUUAAAGAUCUGAAAAUUUUCCUUAACGACACUCCAGCGCAAAUUGAUUACUUGGUGAGCCAGUACAACACAACUAAGGAUAAAGCACUCUCUGACCUAAAUAAUGUUGGACCUGUGCUUGGAACCAGAGUUCAAGAACAGCUGGGAAAAGAAGUACGUCCUGCACUUGAUGCAGCUCUGACAAUGGCAGGAGCCAUCAGAGAAACAAAGGAAGCACUGGAAAAUGUGAGUGUCUCUGUAGAGGUUUUGCAAGAGGGAACAGAGAGGCUUCAUGCAAACUUGACAGAUGUUAAAAUGCACCUAACCAACACCCUCAAUGACUCUGCAUGCAAUGCAGCUCAGGCUGCCUCAACUUGCAAUAUCAUCAAGAAUUCAUUAGGGCAACUGAACAUCAAUGCCAAUUUUAGUGGGUUGCCAGGCGUGAGCUCACAGCUUGCAAAGGUCAAUGAUGUCCUUAAAAUAGACCUUUCUAGUCUGGUACAAAAGGGUUAUGCAGCAUUUAAUGAUACUCCAGACUUGGUGGUAAAUCAAACCAGGAACAUUUUAUCAGCUGUUCCUUAUAUCAAAAGUGUGCUGGAAUCCAUUGGUUCAAAUAUUACUACCUUCACAAGAGCACUCCCUGUUCAGAAGAUUUUGGCAGAUUUGAUGGUGCAUCUUACACAGACUGAGGCAUACAUUCAAGAUUAUUUUCCAGUAGUGGAGCAGUAUGAUUUCUACAGGUGGCUGGGUUGUCUCAUUCUGUGCUGCAUGUUGGUCCUGAUUCUUGUUUUUUACUACCUUGGAUUGCUAUGUGGCACCUGUGGAUAUGAUAAACAUGCUUCUCCAACAACCAGAGGCUGCAUUUCCAACACUGGAGGAAACUUUCUUAUGGCUGGUGUUGGAUUCAGUUUUCUUUUCUCCUGGGUGCUGAUGAUUGUAGUGGUGCUCACUUUUGUCACAGGUGGAAAUGUAGAAAAAUUGGUCUGUGAGCCCUUUGAAGAUAAAAAUUUAUUCAAGGUUUUGGAUACACCUUACUUACUAAAUAAGCACUGGAAAAACUAUCUUGCUGGCAUCAUCUUUAAAAAUCCAAAUGUUAACUUGACUUUUGAAAAAGUGUACAGUGAUUGCAAGGAAAACAAAGGAAUUUAUACUUCCCUUCAUCUAGAACAUCUCUUUAAUAUCAAUGAGCUUUUAAAUAUUAGUAUGUAUACAGAAGAUGUAGCACUUAAAAUUGAACACAUUCAGAUAAACCUCAGCAAAAUCAUUCUGCUGGAUGAAAUUGGGAAGGAGAAUCUUCUGAAUUUCAGCUCUUCAGGAAUAGAUGGGAUAGACUUUUCAGCAUAUUUGACAGAGAUCAAUAAAAGCGUUACGAAGGUUGAUCUUCUCUCAUUUGCUAAUGAUUUAGAAGCAAGAGCAGACCAGCUGCCAAAAGGAGCACUGGAAAAUGCCUUAAAAGGACAUGCAAACAACAUUCGAAUGAUUCAUAACCAGCAAGUAGUUCCACUGGAGCAAGCUAUGAGCACUUUAAAUCAGAGCAUUAGGUUACUGAAGAGGACAUCAUCUGAACUUAUGGUAAAGGUGAAAAAUGUCAUUAGUGCUGUUAAUGCUGCCCAGAAUCUCAUAAAUAACAAUGCUUCUCAAGUUAUUGUCCAGGAGACAAAAAAGUACAUGGAUACCAUAAUUGGCUACUUUGAGCAGUACACUGAGUGGGUCAAGGAGUCGAUUUCCAUGGAAGUAGCAGCAUGCAAGCCUAUUGCCAAUGUGAUAGAUACAGCAGUAGAUAUUUUUUUAUGCAGCUACAUAACUGAUUCUGUGAAUACCUUCUGGUUUGGUUUGGGAGGCUCUUCAAUGUUUCUAAUUCCUGCCAUAAUUUUUGCUGUAAAACUCUCUAAAUACUAUCGUAGGAUGGAUACAGAGGAUGUUUAUGAUGAUACGGAAAAUGGUAAUAAUGGUUAUCAUAAAGAGCAUUUAUAUGGUAUACACAAUCCUGUUUUUACAAGCUCUGUGGAACAGUGGUAA